UGUGGAAAGAUGUUAAGUGGUAGGAAUGACUAUAGAAACAAGAAACUACAAACCGAAAGCCAUUGCUUCUGAUUAUGGGACCUGAUUUGGAUUUGUUGGCGACAGGGAGAAAAUAUCUCCAGGAUGGAGACCUUUGACUCAACACCUUCAAAGACGUGUCGUAGAAAACCUAGUGGUAUGUUGUUGCUUUUGGAACAGGAUGGAAACGGCCUUGGUCGUGUUGGGUAAGCUCUCUGCCAAGAUAGGUGAGCUAUCUCCCAAGCCUGUUUCUCUUUCAUCUGUAUUUACAAGGGGCCUUAAUAAUAGCCACACGUUAUAAGUCACCUGUUGCUCCAGGGUAAAGAACUGUUUAACUCACUGUAUGCGCAUAAGGAGUACUAUGCAAGUAUUUAAAAUAAUUGUAUACUUUAUACCUGCAAGUAUAAACUACUCCACGAUGUGAUUAUUUUUUAUUCACGUGUAAUUAAAAAAACAUUCAUUUGUAGCAAAAAGGAGGACUAUAUGUUCAAAUAUUUGUAGUUGUAUCUACAUAGUGGAAAUAUGGGUAUUUUUUUCAUUUUCUACUUCUCCACCUUUGUCGCAGUAUUUUACCAUUAGGAAAAAUAAUCAAGAAAGAGUAGACAAAGGGCUUAAGUGAUUAAAGGCAAAUAUGAGUUGGGUAUGGCCUCCCAGACCUUGCCUGUCUGUUGGGCCUGUCACCAGACACUCAAGUCGCUAUCAGGAGCACUUUUCACUGUCAAAGUGACUGGCCUUUGUCACAGAAUUCCGUGUUAUAAAGGGAGGGUACAAAGGAUCCAAUGCAGUCAGCUGAGCCGGCCCCACUCCUUGGCAGAGGUGGUGGGCAGAGGCUCGCUCGGCGGCGGGCUCCACAUGGGGAACACCAUCCGGGCCCUAGUGGCCUUCAUCCCCACGGACCGCUGCCAGAAUUACGUGGUGGGAGACCUCCGGGAGAUGCCGCUGGACCGGAUGGUGGAUCUGAGCGGGAGCCAGCUGCGUCGCUUCCCACUCCAUGUGUGCUCCUUCACCGAGCUGGUAAAGCUCUACUUGAGCGACAACCACCUCCAGAGCCUGCCUCCAGACCUUGCGCAGCUGCAGAACCUGCAGAUCCUGGCCUUGGAUUUCAACAACUUCAAAGCCCUUCCCCGGGUGGUGUGCACCUUGAAACAGCUCUGCAUCCUCUACCUGGGCAAUAACAAACUCUGUGACCUUCCGGAUGAGCUCAGCCUGCUCCAGAACCUCCGUACCCUGUGGUUGGAGGACAACUGCCUCACCCAGCUGCCCGAUGUGGUGUGUGAGCUGAGCCUCCUUAGGACCCUGCAUGCGGGGUCCAACGCCCUAAGACUGCUGCCCGGCCAGCUCCGGCGCCUACGAGAGCUCAGGACCAUCUGGCUCUCAGGCAACCAGCUUGCUGAUUUCCCCCCUGUGCUGCUUCGCAUGCCCUUCCUGGAGGUGAUCGACGUGGACCGGAACAGUAUCCGCUACUUCCCCAGCCUGGCUCACUUGACUAAUCUGAAACUGGUCAUCUAUGACCACAAUCCUUGCAGAAAUGCCCCCAAGGUGGGCAAAGGGGUGCGCCGUGUUGGGAGAUGGGCAGAUGAGACGCCAGAGCCUCAGCUCAGAAAAGCUAGGCGAUAUGCACUGGCCCAGGAAGAGAGUCAAGAGCCACCGGCUCCCCUUCUUCCUCCCAGCUCCUGAGGAGCCUCAGUUGUAAGCCAGUUAACGAUGGCCCAACUGAAGACCUCUCAUUAGAGUGGAAGGAGUCCCGGAUCAUCUCAAGUAAAGGAAUACUGAGAAGAAACCAUUUCCGGUCCGCUGCACCUCUUCCUAGGGGAAGGUGUGGACUGCAGGGCCUGGAAGCCAGUGAUUGCCACUCCUGAAGCGGCUUCUUCAAAUAAGCUACUUUGAAACACUGAAGAGGAAGACGGGCCAGGGCCUUGGGCCUCUUCCACUAUGCAGAAAUGGCUGGCCGUGAGG
Chionomys nivalis (European snow vole) is the source of this 1974-nucleotide messenger RNA. It is a transcript of the gene Lrrc10, whose product is annotated as leucine rich repeat containing 10. Gene Ontology annotation, molecular function: protein binding. NCBI's taxonomy places the organism in Eukaryota, Metazoa, Chordata, Mammalia, Rodentia, Cricetidae. The record is from RefSeq and is a predicted model, not a curated record. The transcript has a single exon. Bases 661 to 1695 code for a protein of 344 amino acids.